AUGGCUACGCAAUUACCACCACCAACCAAGAAACAAAAGAAAGAGGCUCAACAACCUCGUGAUAUUGGUUUAGUACCAGAGGGGUUGCCAAACAUAUCUAUUAAAUUCCAAGCUUUAGAUACAGGUGAGACUGUAGGUCAUUCUUUGAGAGUACCAGCAGGAAUAACUGAAAAACAACUAGAAGAAUUAUUAAACCAGCUGAAUGGUAAUAGCGAUGAUCCUGUACCAUACACGUUUAGUUGUGAUGUUCCAGGAAAGAGAGCAUCUGACCCACAACAAACAGUUGAUAUAGUGGAUACUCUUUAUUCGUCUCUUUUAAAACCGGGCCACAAGACUUCUGAAGAUACUGUAACAUUAGUGUUUACUCCGAAGGCUGUCUUUAAAGUAAGAGCCGUGACUAGAAGUUCCUCUGCCAUUGCAGGUCAUGGUUCUACCAUUCUAUGUUCAGCAUUUGCACCUCAUACAAGUUCACGAGUUGUCACUGGUGCUGGUGAUAACACUGCUAGAAUCUGGGAUUGUGACACUCAAACACCAAUGGCAGUACUGAGUGGCCACACUAAUUGGGUACUAUGUGUUUCAUGGUGUCCCGAUGGUGACUUGAUUGCUACAGGGUCAAUGGAUAAUACUAUUAGACUUUGGGAGUCCCAACAUGGGAAAGCAGAGGGAGAUGCAUUGAGAGGUCAUCACAAAUGGAUUACCUCAUUGGCUUGGGAACCUGUUCAUCUUGUAAAGCCAGGUGAAAGACCAAGGUUAGCAUCUGCAUCAAAGGAUGGUACAAUCAAGAUUUGGGAUACAACUAGAAGAGUAUGCCUAUAUACUCUAAGUGGUCAUACUAACUCUGUUUCCUGUGUGAAAUGGGGUGGCCAAGGUCUUUUGUACACAGGUUCUCACGAUAAAACUGUUAGAGUAUGGGAUAUGAAACAAGGCGGAAAAUGUAUCAAUAUCUUAAAGAAUCAUGCACAUUGGGUGAACCACUUGUCUCUGUCGAGUGACUAUGCCUUAAGGAUUGGUGCUUUUGAUCACACAGGUGUGAAACCAAGUACACCACAAGAAGCCCAAGCGAAGGCACUGGCCAAUUACGAGAAAGUUGUCAAGAAAAAUGGUACCCUUGAAGAAUUGAUGGUUACUGCCAGUGAUGAUUUUACGAUGUUUUUAUGGAACCCAACAAAAACUACGAAACCAUUAGCUAGAAUGACUGGUCACCAAAAACUAGUGAAUCAUGUUGCAUUCAGUCCCGACGGUAGAAAUAUUGUCUCUGCAUCAUUUGAUAAUUCUAUUAAGUUAUGGGAUGGACGUGACGGGAAAUUCCUGGCUACCUUUAGAGGUCAUGUUGCUAGUGUUUAUCAGGUUGCGUGGUCCUCUGAUUGCCGUUUGUUGGUGUCAUGCUCUAAGGAUACUACGUUAAAGGUUUGGGAUGUUAGAACACGUAAACUUUCCGUCGAUCUUCCGGGUCAUAAAGAUGAAGUUUACACUGUAGACUGGAGUGUAGACGGGAAACGUGUCUGUAGUGGUGGUAAAGACAAGAUGGUUAGACUUUGGACCCAUUGA
This is a messenger RNA of Maudiozyma saulgeensis, 1548 nucleotides long. The record is from the annotation of a GenBank genome assembly. NCBI's taxonomy places the organism in Eukaryota, Fungi, Ascomycota, Saccharomycetes, Saccharomycetales, Saccharomycetaceae.